AGGGGAAAAAGAGGCCUCUCGCAUUCUGGCUUCAUAUUUCCUCUCUUCCGUUGUUCCAUUCUUCCCCACCCAUAAUAGCCGCUAACCAUCACAUUGCCUCGCCUGGGAAGGAAACGAGGAGUAAUCAGUGAAGCGAAAAGGUAGAGUAGCCAGAGAUGUCAGAUCUCAGCCUAGGCGAAGGGAAGUGAGGUCAUUCGUCUUUUUCAAUCUCUCUGCCUUCUUGAGAAGAUCCGGAUCCUGGCUUUCCUUUUUUUUUUCCGCCAUUUUCUAAUUCGGGAUUUCCUCUUUCCCUUCCUUUCUUGGUUUCUUUGUAAUAAAGAAAAUCUCGAAUCACCACCUUCGAUCCCCUCUUCUUGUUUUCUUAUACGUGUUUGAAAUCUUGGCGGAAGGCUACCUCCACCUUCUCCUCUCUCUCUUUCUCUCUCUCGAGUGGUUGAUUAUAUGGCGGCGUCCAUCACCUCCACCGCCCGAAAGGACCACGACUCCAUCAUCGAAUCUCCUCUUCCGAAGUCCGGCGGCGCCGCAAAGGACGCCGGCAAGAAGGAUGCCGGAGGCAUCCAUGCUUGUGGCUCCGAUCACCACCCUCGCCGUCAGCACCCCCGCGGCGCCAAGAUCAAUGCCGGCCACCCUGCCCUUCCUUUCUUGAAGCAAGAGUUGCCUUCCCAGAAGAAAGAGGCCAAUUGGCACGCCAUCGGCGGUGCCCGCAAUCCCAUUCUUGAGGCACCAGCGGCAGCUGCCGCCGCCGCCCACUCGGCCUGCGACAAAGAACCGACUCCUCACUCCUCUUCGGCCAGCCAUUGCUACCAGAGCGCCCUCAGCGGCAGCUUCUGUAGCGAGGCGCAGCACACCGAAGCCAAGGACAGCUUCCUGACCGCCAGGGUCAGCGAUGCCACUGCUGUCAGCGUCGGCAAUGGCUGUGGCAGCGCCAAGAUCAGCGACCCCAUAAAUGGCAGUAGCGGCAGCUCGAGCAGCGGCACGAAUGAUGAAUGCUGCAGCAGCUCGAGCAGCUUCAGCACCGGAGGUACGAACAAGCCCCACAAGGCAAACGAUGCGCGGUGGGAGGCCAUCCGGGCUGUCAGAUCUCGAGACGGGUAUCUUGGGCUGCACCACUUCAGGUUGCUGAGGAAGCUGGGCUGCGGGGACAUCGGUAGCGUGUACCUUGCGGAGCUGAGCGGAACGGGGAGUCACUUUGCCAUGAAGGUGAUGGACAAGGCAGUGCUCGCCAGCCGGAAGAAGCUGGCAAGGGCCCAGACAGAGAGGGAGAUACUACAAUGCCUCGACCACCCGUUCUUGCCGACCCUCUAUACACACUUUGAGACUGAUAAGUUCUCUUGCUUGGUUAUGGAGUUCUGCCCCGGUGGAGAUCUGCACACUCUUCGACAGAGACAGCCAGGGAAGUAUUUUAGCGAGAAUGCAGCAAGGUUUUAUGUGGCUGAAGUUCUCCUUGCUUUGGAGUACCUACACAUGCUUGGGAUUAUCUAUAGAGACCUUAAACCAGAGAAUGUCUUGGUAAGGGAAGAUGGCCAUAUCAUGCUAUCUGAUUUUGAUCUGUCUUUACGAUGUGCAGUUUGCCCAACACUGGUCAAGUCUGUGAACCUUGAUUUUGGUUCUUCGAAAAACUCUGGAUACUGUAUUCAGCCUUCGUGCAUCCAGCCCACCUGCAUACAGCCUUCAUGCUAUCAGCCCACAUGUUUCUCGCCACGAAUUCUUAAUAAAUCCAAGAACAAGAAGGCAACUUCAAAUUCAAAUGAAGUUUGUAACCAGGUGAUCCCACUCCCAGAGCUCAUUGCAGAGCCUACAAAUGCCCGGUCGAUGUCCUUUGUAGGGACCCAUGAAUAUUUGGCUCCAGAGAUCAUCAAAGGUGAAGGCCAUGGUAGUGCUGUAGAUUGGUGGACGUUUGGAAUCUUUCUUUAUGAGCUUCUGUUUGGGAAGACACCAUUUAAAGGGUCUGGAAACCGCGCUACCUUGUUCAAUGUGGUGGGUGAGCCCCUGAAGUUCCCCGAGUUGCCCACAGUCAGUUUUGCAGCGAGAGACUUGAUCAGAGGUUUGCUUGUGAAAGAGCCCCUGCAAAGGCUCGCAUAUAGGCGUGGUGCGGCUGAGGUAAAGCAGCAUCCAUUCUUCCAGAGCAUAAAUUGGGCACUGAUACGAUGUACCAGCCCACCAGAGGUUCCAAGACCACACAAGAACAAUAUUCUGCUAGGAAGCAACAUUGCGUCAGCACCCAGUGGGAAUUUGGUUGGAGUUGAUGUAAAACCAUGUGGUAAAUAUUUAGACAUGGAAUUCUUUUAAUCCAGUAUCUUGCUGUUUUAACUUUUGACUUUGAGGCUGCAGAUCCCAUUCCCAGAUAGGGCAUAUCAUUUCAUUUAGACACAAAAGUGCUGUUAAAAUUACUUUUAAGCAAUGAAAUGCAGUUAUUGAUGGUCCUC
This is a messenger RNA of Elaeis guineensis (African oil palm), 2426 nucleotides long. Its product is annotated as serine/threonine-protein kinase D6PKL1. The record is from RefSeq and is a predicted model, not a curated record. Gene Ontology annotation, molecular function: ATP binding; protein kinase activity. Gene Ontology annotation, biological process: protein phosphorylation. Lineage: Eukaryota; Viridiplantae; Streptophyta; Magnoliopsida; Arecales; Arecaceae.